CAACAUAUAUCCCCCCCCCCCUGAUCACAUUCCAUCCCAUCCCCCCUUGCAUCUGCAUGUCGAUACCUCUUCUUCGAACUCGUCUUCACAUCUUCCGUAAUCUCUCCAUCGCACCCGCACGCCCACGCAUUACUCUCCUCGCUUGUCCUUCCAGAUCAUUCUUCUCUACCACACCUACCAUCAUGUCUUCCUCCUCCACCGAACCCCAACCCCAAACUCAACCGCAAGGCUGGAUCUGGAAUAAACUCGGCUACGAAGACCUCCCCGCCUCUCUCGCCUCUCAGAAAUUCUACGACCUCGAAGCCGACCUCCCCGGGAGUGGGUCGGGGGGGAAGGUUUUGAAGAUGGAAGAAUGUAGGGGGAAGGUGGUGUUGAUCGUCAACACGGCGUCGCAGUGCGGCUUCACCCCCCAAUACACAGCCCUCCAAGCCCUCCACACCGAGUACAAGGACCAGGGGUUGGUCGUCAUUGGGUUUCCUUGUGAUCAAUUCGGGGGGCAGGAGCCCGGAUCGGACGAGGAUAUCGCCAGCUUUUGCCAACUGAACCACGGCGUCGAUUUCAAGCUCGUCAAGAAGAGCGAAGUCAACGGACCCAAGCAAAACUCGGUAUUCGCCUGGCUGAAGCAGCAGGAACACGGCAAGGGGUUGAUGGGAACGAGCGUGGUCAAGUGUGAGCCGCAUCGCCGGUCUCGUCGCGCCAUAUCACCGCAGCUGAUGACGAUCGAUCGACCGCUAUCUCCACUUGUGACGGAACGACGAAUUUGCAAACGACCAUUUUCGCCGUACCACAGGGAACUUUGAGAAAUUCCUCGUCAACCGCAAGGGCGAGGU
Molecule: messenger RNA, 830 nt
Organism: Filobasidium floriforme
Lineage: Eukaryota; Fungi; Basidiomycota; Tremellomycetes; Filobasidiales; Filobasidiaceae
Product: thioredoxin-like protein
Exons: 5
Coding region: 57-800 (247 amino acids)
Biological process (GO): response to oxidative stress
Molecular function (GO): glutathione peroxidase activity
Source: RefSeq, a predicted model, not a curated record